AGACUCAUGUGAGCCGCGAGCCCGCGAGUGAUGAGCGCCGCCGCCGCCGGUGCCAAGAAGCGUCUCAGCGUCGGCGCCAUCGCCGGCGGAGGGUUCGCGCUCGGGUGCGGCUGCAGGGACGCCAAGGCCGUGGCGGUGGCGGUGGCGUCGUCGGCGGCGGCGUCCACGUCGCCCUACUCCGCGGCCGGCACGGAGACGACGACGACCACGGCGACGACCGCGACGUGGCGCAGGGCCAGGACGCCGCCGCACCGCCCGUCGUCGUCGGCGUCCGGGUCCACGGGCACGCUCACCGUGCCCUCCGCGUCGUCGUCGUCGUCCUUUCCGUGGGAGCGAGCGGACGCCGAGGGUGACGGCGAUGCCGGCGAGGAGGUGGACUGCAAGGGGGAGGCCACGACCACGACGAGCUUCUCCGGCCUGCUGCGCCAGCUCAACGAGCUCGAGCAGAGCGUCGUGUCGUGGGGACGGAAGAGCGCCAGCAAGGAUCACUUGUCGCCACCUCCACGGCCGUUACCAGCGCUACCAGUGAAGCAACGACUUGCGCACAGCUGUGAUGGCGACCGCAAAGAAGGCCACGGCAACUUCUCUCCGCCGCCGCCGCCUCCUCAUUUCCAGUUUCAGAUUACGCAGCAGCGCCAGAAGGCAAAGAGCAUGGAUAAAGGAGACAGACAGGUCGAAGUGGCCCACUCCAAGUCCAUGCAACCGCCACCGCCACCGCCGCCGCCGCCUCCACCAUUACCACUGCAGCCGGAGCGGCAGUUCAAGGCGCAGAGCACGGACGACGACAAAGGCGGCAAAAAAGAAGACGCCAGCAUGUUCCCGACACCGCCGCAGGCUCCGUACCACCUGAAAUCCAAGAGCUCGGUUCUCGACGGGAGCGUGGGCGUGGCGGUGGUGAAGCAGUCCGACGACCCGCUGGGCGACUUCCGGCGCUCCAUGGUGAACAUGAUCGUGGAGAACCGGAUCGUGACGGGCGAGGAGCUCCGCGAGCUCCUCCGCCACUUCCUCGCGCUGAACGCGCCGCGCCACCACGAAGCCAUCCUCGCGGCCUUCACCGAGAUAUGGGACGAGGCGUUCUCCGCCAGGACGACGACGACGAUGGCGACUCCGCCGCGGCCGCGGCCCAGCGCACCGACGCCACCGCGCCGCCGGCACGCCCCGCCUACGCGGUCGUGGCGUUAACUCGUACUACAUGGUCACCCUCACCCGUCAGAGAAUAGUUUUAGCAGGUCAACUUCUCGAAAAAACAACUACGCCAAACUAUUUUUAACUCGUACUACAUGGUCACCCGUCAUAGUAGUUAGCAUGCAUGGGUUUCGUGCAAUGUCAUCUGUGCAGUCACGCAGAUGCUCUCCGGAUCUGUUUGAUAAUGCUUACGAAUCUGUUCGACU
Molecule: messenger RNA, 1391 nt
Organism: Zea mays
Lineage: Eukaryota; Viridiplantae; Streptophyta; Magnoliopsida; Poales; Poaceae
Exons: 1
Coding region: 31-1182 (383 amino acids)
Biological process (GO): negative regulation of DNA-templated transcription
Source: RefSeq, marked validated